AACCAAAAAUCAAUUGUGCUGUGUGAAGAUUGAAUUGAGAAAAUGUCAAUAGCUACAGCUCAGUUGAACUACUCCUUUGGGCUGAAAGGAGAGGUCAGCCAGAAUGCCAGCUAUGUGGACGAGCAGACCAUCAUAUACCCGGCGGGAAGGAACCUCAUCCUUUUCAACACAGACCAAAAGAUACAGAGGUUCCUUCCCUUCAAUCUGGAAGGAGGGGAAGGAGCUUCAGCAAUGGCUGUCAGUUCCAACAGACGUUAUGCUGCUGUGGCUGAAAAGCAUCCUGACAGACCAACAGUUACUGUCUUUGAUCUUCACUCGAUGAGAAAGCGUAAAGUCCUCACUUGUCCUGAAGUGACUGCAACAGAGUAUGUUAGUCUCGCAUUCUCUCCUGACUCAAAGUACCUGGUGGGCCAGGGAGGAGGGCCAGAGUGGACACUGGUCUAUUGGCACUGGGAGAAAGCUAAACCAAUGGCUCAUAUCAAAGUAUCGCACAACCCAGUCAACCAGGUCUCAUUCAAUCCUCAAGACAACACUCAGGUCUGCAUAGUCGGUGAGAAGGUCUUUAAGUUGUAUCGCUACUCAGAAGGAGCCUUCAAACAGUUUGCAUUCACAAAGAUAGAGCCACAGACCUAUCUCUGUCAGGCCUGGCUUUCAGAGGACAGGCUGAUCCUCGGGACAGACUCAGGGAAAGUUCAACUAUUUGAAGGAGGCGACCUGAAGAAUGAGUUUAUAGUCUCAGCUGAAACUGUAGCUACUCCAUCAAGCAAUGCAUCAAAAUCCUCAACUCCUCAAACUAGGCCCUCUAUAGUUCCUCCUCUUAAUCAGUUCCCAGUCUAUUCUCUUCUCUCUUAUACCAAAGGGUUCAUGUGUACCAGUGGGUCAGGGACUGUCCAUUUAUUUGAGAAGACAGAAGAGAAGAAUAACUUCAAGAAAGUUAGAUCCGUUAGCAUUUGGGUUGAUCCAUUAACCGGGAUCAGUAGUGAUCAAUCUAAGCAUGAUAUUGAUGCAGGUAGCAGCAGUGGCUGUGGCUCUGAGGGAGUUGAUUUAGAAAUAUUAUCAAUGGCCAUUAGUCCAGCAGAAGAGAAUGUGAUAUGCAACACUAGAUCAAGACAGAUGUAUGUACUUACACUCUCUGCUGCUGAUUUAGGAAAGGGUGCUGCUUUUGACUAUCUUUCUUCAUCCUUUCAUCACGGGGCCAUUACUGGCCUUGAUGUGUCCCUGAGGAAACCAGUCAUUGCUACCUGCUCCAUGGACAAGAGUGUGAGAAUAUGGAACUAUGAGACAAAUACACUUGAUGUUGCUAAGGAGUUCCAAGAAGAAGCUUACAGUGUGGCCAUACACCCCAGUGGACUGUUCCUCCUUGUUGGGUUCAGUGAGAAACUAAGACUAAUGAAUGUACUUAUUGAUGAUAUUAGACCUUUUAAAGAGAUCAUGAUCAGAGGAUGCAGAGAAUGUUCUUUUAGUAAUGGUGGUCAUCUGUUUGCAGCAGCUAAUGCCAACCUCAUUCAAGUCUAUGGAACAUUCUCUUUUGAAAACACAGCAAAUCUGAAAGGACACAGUGGAAAGGUCCGUGGUAUUAUAUGGAGCAAUGAUGACUCGAGGCUCAUCUCUUGCAGUAUGGACGGGUCAGUCUACGAGUGGAACGUCCUCUCCUCUAAGAGAGAGAAGGAGUGUGUCCUCAAGAACUGUGCCUACACCAGUGUCUCCAUGUCACCUGACCUCAAGUCCGUCUAUGCUGUUGGGUCUGAUAGGACUCUGAAGGAGAUCAACCUCAAUGAAGCUACAGUAGUUAGACAGAUGAGUUCAGGUGAUGCAGUCCUAACUCAAGUGGUUCUCUCUCACUCAGGGAAGAUGCUGUUUGUUGGCACUACCAAUGGUACCAUACAGUCAGUGAAGUUCCCGUUAGUUGAACCAGGAGAAUGGCAUGAGCACCAGGCACACUCUGCUCCUGUGGCCAGGAUGUGUAUAUCAUAUGAUGAUCAGUUCCUAAUAUCAGUUGGAGAAGAUGGUACCAUAUUCAGUUUCAGGAUCAUUGAUAAAGAAGGACGAAUGUUGAAGAGAGAGAGAGACUCAAACUAUGCCGAGGAAAUAUUAAUAACACGCUCUGACCUUGAGGAAAAGAAUACGACAAUGUCUGAACUACGUACUCGAGUUGAAGAACUGAAGAUGGAGAAUGAGUACCAGCUAAGACUGAAGGACAUGAACUACAAUGAGAAGAUCAAGGACCUCACAGAUAAGUUCAUACAAGAGAUUGAAGCACUUAAAGCCAAGAAUGAAAAUUUAAAGACUGAUAAAGAGAGACUAGAGAGCAGAUAUGAGGAAGAGAUUCAUCAACAAUUGGAAUCACACUCAAGGGAAGUACAGGAGAGAGAGACUACUACUAAUACGAAGCUGAUGGGAGAGUAUGAGAAGUAUCAAGAGCUACAGGCGAGGAGCCAGAGACUCCAGGAAGACUACGAGAGACAGCUGCAAGAAAUGGAGGACGCAAGAGAGAAAGCACUGCAGGAACUAACGGAGCACUAUGAAAGGAAACUGCACGAGAAAGGAAUCAUGCUAGACAAAGGUGCUGAUGAUCUCCGGAAGCAGCAAAGGGAGGCUGAAGAGAUCCAGCGACAGAUGGAGGAGGACACAGACCAAGAAAUACUAGCACUGAAGAAUCAUUAUGAGAGACAACUCCAUGAACAGUGUGAUGAGAACCUUAAACUGAGAGGAGAUACUGGAAUAUUGAAGAAAAAGGUAGACAGUCUUCAAGGUGAGAUUAAUGAACUGAAGGGCAGCAUCAACCAGUUAAAGCAAGAGGUGAAGAAGAGAGAAGGAAUCAUCAACUCACUAAGGAACGACAUUGAAGGAAUGAAGAAAGAAAUACAAGAGAGAGAUGACACCAUUAAUGAUAAAGAAAAGCGCAUUUAUGAUUUAAAGAAGAAAAACCAGGAGCUGGAGAAGUUUAAGUUUGUAUUGGAUUACAAGAUAAAGGAGCUGAGAAAGCAAAUGGAGCCGAGAGAGAAUGAGAUAAGAAGCAAAAAGGAACAAAUAAGCAAAAUGGAGAUAGAGCUCAGUGACUACAGCAGAUACAAUAAGGAAUUAUUAAGAGAAAGAGAACAGCAGAAAUUAAAACUUGAAGCUACCACAAAAGAAAUGAUGAAAGAAAGGAGACAGGUACACGACUUAAAAGUUGAGAUAGAAAAUUUCAAGUGUAGCCUUCACGGGACAACUCGUCACAUUCAAGAACCCAAAGUCCUCAAGGAAGAAAUCAAAGACCUUUACAAAAGAUACUUGAAGAAUUACGAUGAGUCUGCUACUCAUGUUGAUGUUACUGGUGAAAAAGAUCUCCAUAAAGAAUAUGCCAGACAGAGAGAGCACAUGGAAAGAACAGUUGCUUCCUUGAGAAAGAAACUCACCAAAGACUCUGAAAUACAUAGAUCUGACACAGUCAGAGUUAUGCAGGAAAAUGUGUCUCUAUUAAAAGAGAUCAAUGACCUGAGACGAGAGUUGAAGACCUCUCGCUCAAUUGCUCAUGAUUUUGAAGCUGCUCUCAAAAUAGCAAGGAAGAACGGGUUUGAUGAUCAAGCAGUUCUCUCUGGCAUAAGAGCCCCGCCUCCUUCCGGGGGUAUCGGACGUAUGGAGGCUGCAGAUCAGACUAGAGUACUGGAACUGCAAAAGUUUGAAAUUGGAAAACUUCGUAACAAAGUCCACGAACUUGAGGCUGGAAAGUUACCAGAGAAACUCCCGCCAUUGCAAGCUAUAUAGUUAAAAUAGCGUAGCAGAUAGUAAUUAUUAUUAAUAAUAAUAUUAUGUUAUUUUACUUGUCAUUAUUUCAAAGAUAAUGUAUUAUUACUAACAGUA
Amphimedon queenslandica is the source of this 3843-nucleotide messenger RNA. RefSeq names its product cilia- and flagella-associated protein 57. The record is from RefSeq and is a predicted model, not a curated record. The transcript is spliced from 20 exons. Lineage: Eukaryota; Metazoa; Porifera; Demospongiae; Haplosclerida; Niphatidae. Bases 43 to 3747 code for a protein of 1234 amino acids. Gene Ontology annotation, molecular function: protein binding.